AGUAAUAAGAUAUCAGGGAAUAAAUUCAAGCGCUGCUCUAUUUCAAAAGGAUGUGGAGGGUGCUGUAAGCAUUGAAAUUCUGAACACCUUUAGCAAAGGGAUCGUAUUUUGGGUAUUUGUCAUUAGUGUUGAGUCCAGCACUCACAUCAGAGACUGGUUGUCUCUAGUGGCAGUUGUAAUUGUGGCAAAGCUUUUUCUUCCAGUAAUGUGCAAAAUGAUUAUUUUACUAUUUAAAAAAUCAUAUGUAGUUUACAAAUGUCUCAUUUCAAAGACUAAUCAAGUUUUAUAUUAAAUAUUGUCCAUAUUGGUAAUGCAGAUUAUAAGCUCAUGUAGGAGCAUCUGUUUCUGUUUUUGUCUAGUUGGAGAUUAUCCCUUAAUCAUGCAGGGUCCAGGUGUGCAUUUUGGGAUUUGUUGACUCAGGAAAGCUGCAGAUUGCAUUAAAGGCCAGUGACAUUAUACUGUAGCUGCAUUUAGGUUGUUGUGCCUCUGAGCAAGAACUCUUGCUUGAACCACACAGUGAAAAGGAUGGCAAAAAGAAAUGUCCUCAUUACAGGUUGCUCCUCAGGAAUUGGACUGGCCUUAGCUGUAAAAAUGGCAAAAGAUGAACAGAAAAGAUUUAAAGUGUACGCCACAAUGCGGAAUCUGGCCAAGAAGGAGGCACUUGAGGAAGCUGCAGGUCGCAGGCUGGGCAAAACCCUGGAAAUAAAACAACUGGAUGUCUGCGAUGAACAGUCCAUUAAAACUUGUGUGAAUAGUAUCCCUGACAGAAGGAUUGAUGUCCUAGGCAACAAUGCUGGAAUGGGGCUUAUUGGACCAAUUGAAUGUCAGACCAUUGAUGAAAUGAAAAUGGUGAUGGAUACCAACUUCUUUGGACUGGUUCGACUCCUGAAGGAGAUUUUGCCUGACAUGAAGAGGAGAAAGAGCGGGCAUAUAGUUAUAAUAAGCAGUGUUAUGGGAAUACAAGGUAUCUUAUUUAAUGAUGUUUAUGCUGCAUCAAAGUUUGCGGUGGAAGGAUUUUGCGAAAGUUUAGCUAUACAAGCACUCAAGUUCAAACUGCAGUUAAGUCUGAUUGAACCAGGCCCAGUGAUUACAGAGUUUGAAAGAAAAGUGUUUGAAGAUGGUAUGAAAAUGGAUCUUUCAGCUGCAGAUGAGGAAACAGCUGAGAUGUUUACUAAUAUUUACCUUAAAAAUUACAAACAAAUUUUCCAGAGCCUGGGACAAAGUGCUGAGGAUGUUGCAGAGCAUACAGUAAAGAUAAUUCUUGCAGAAAACCCACCUUUUCGCCAUCAGACCAACACCUUGUACACUCCGAUGACAACUCUAAAAUACGCAGAUCCAAAUGGAGAUCUACCCAUUGAUAUAUUCUACAAAAUGGUUUUCCAUCAUGACAAAAUCUUCAGUGCAAGUCUUAACUUUAUCAAAUUGCUAAGGUGGAGAAGCAGAAAGAGCUUUGACCUGGGAAAACCCUCACAAUAAGCAUGAGAUUGUGUAAACCGGAACAUUUGUUAUAGUUACUAUUUUGUUAAAUGUCUUCACUUAUGAUUUUAUGUAAGCUCAAAGACAUUAAUCUCAAUGCAUUUAUCUUGAACUUUAGGUUGCAGGACCUUAAAAUUAAAAUCCUCUUAACUAUAGGUUUAGUCUGCUUAGUGCUUGCUUUUUAGAGAUUUGUUUUCAUGGAAACAAGCAUUGACUAAUUCUUAAGUAUUUAAUAUUAAACUGUGAUCCUUCACUUAUUAGAAUGUAACAACACAGACUGCGGUGUGUGCUGUAUGUAAAUUACUUACUGAUUCUUAACAACAGCUUUUUUUUACUUGAGUAUAGUAGUCCUU
This is a messenger RNA of Cygnus atratus (black swan), 1829 nucleotides long. RefSeq names its product retinol dehydrogenase 8-like. Gene Ontology annotation, cellular component: cytoplasm. Lineage: Eukaryota; Metazoa; Chordata; Aves; Anseriformes; Anatidae. Gene Ontology annotation, molecular function: estradiol 17-beta-dehydrogenase [NAD(P)+] activity. Gene Ontology annotation, biological process: estrogen biosynthetic process. The record is from RefSeq and is a predicted model, not a curated record.